AGGGAGAAGUGCUGCUUGAUAUCAAAUAACCCCCCUCCUCUUUGACAUCCCUUCCCCCUGUUACGUUCAUCCCAGCUUUAGUAGAGGGGGAGAGAAAAGAAUAUGAAGCGUAGAGACCGCCACCAUCGCGCUGAAAUCGCCUGGUGCCGUUCUAUCGUUGCGGAUCCCACCAUCGCAGCGGAAUCGGCGCAGCAGAGACAAACGGCUCGCCUCCGCCCCUCAACAAUAUAGUUCACCCUGGCAAUAGAAAAUCUACUUAUUGUUUCGCGCUCGGCAUACUCCUACCAUCAGUUUGCGAGUUCCGGCGGUCAAAAAGCACACGCACGACAUUUCGCUAGGAAUUUGCGAAAACUUGGUCAGAAGAAACUUGGGCAUCAGUAGAAAUUGGGACCACAAUUGAGGGAAAUUCUAGUGCCGGCCUUUCUGCCUACCAUCAACAUUUACACGACACGUAAUAAUCGGGUGCGUCGUGUGCCGCCAUGUUGUCGUGCCGAACGUGAACCCCACCGAUAGUCUGCUGCCAUCCUUUUCUUGGAUUUCUUCAAAUUCCGGUUUUCCUUCUGCGCAACGAGAAGAAAAUCUAAAUUCUCCGGUUCGUUUUCUACGUUAACUAGCCUACUAAACAUUGAUGAAAUUACACGCCUUCAUGGAUCAUCAGAACGUCGGAUGGCCGGUGUUCCGGUGAUGCCGGCGGACCACAUCGAUUCCAAUGCAGCGGCUGAUUUGGACAUUGGGAGAAAGAUGACGACUGAUUAGCCAAUCGAAUGGUCUCGGCUGGCCAUCGCCAUUCGUUGCGUCAUCGCCAUCAUCACCGUUUCAAAUUCAUUCACGGCCAUAAUCGAAAGGACGAGGAAUACUAUUGUGACUACGUGCUGCUGGGCAACCGACUCGUCCGGCAGCAAGCCGCUACAAGUUGCGGCAAGAGCAACCGGAACGCAUCACUGGCAACCAUCAGCGAACACGACGAGCGAAGGAAGAAGAAAGGACAGGACGAGAAGACCGCCAUGCUCUGUUGCGGAAGGAAAAAGGAUGGGCAUAAGGAGCAUCCGGUGGAGAUGGCGGCUAGCCCACGUCGUCAAGGAGCCAAUGCUGCGGCAUCUGAGGCAGUUCCGGGCUCGUCCGCUGGUCCUGCCCCAGGAAAUCCGUCAUCUCAUUACCAAACUACUGUAGGCGGAUCAGCAGGAGGUGGCAUGCAUCCACUUUCAUCCGUCGCCGCCGGCACCCUGGGAACAGACCAUCGGCUAGCUCCUCAUUCGUCCCCUGCCGCAGGACUUCGUUCCAUGGUCGUCCAGAGUGACUUUCGCAAAGUAAGCGGCAUAUCGACCGAGAUCUUCCGACAGAUCGAAACGGUGGAAAAUGACCAUAACGACGCUACAACGGCCGCCGCUCUGGAGGCCGUCGAAAGGCGAGGUGAAAUGCUCGUCCGCGUCCUUGAUCCGCGCCAAAUGGGCAGAGCCGCCUCCGAAGCCGCUCGCUCUUUUCUCACCGUCCAAGAUCCAAAGUACUCUGUGCAUUUUGUGGAAAUUGUUAAGCGACCGGGCCAAACGCUAGGCCUCUACAUCCGUGAGGGCAACGGCAUCGAUCGAUCCGACGGCGUCUUCAUCUCACGCAUUGCUCUCGAGAGCUCUGUCUACAACUCCGGAUGUCUCAGGGUUGGAGAUGAAAUCCUGGCCAUCAACUUGGUGGAUGUGACGCGGAUGAGCUUGGACGAUGUCGUCAUUGUCAUGUCCAUCCCGCGACGGCUAGUGCUGACUACCCGACAAAGAAGGGGUCCAGCCGGAGCAGUUUCACCCCCUCCGCCACGCCCGGAACAGAAACCACCUCCUGUUGUUGUGCUGAAGAGAGGAGUGCAACCGGAAGAGCCUCCCGAUAACGAUUCAACCAGCAAUUCAAAUAGUAACAAUGGAGAUCGCUUCCAGCAAUAUCCAUAUUCCGGAGGACUUGGACCUUCCAGGUUCUUGACGACUGGCAAACCGUUGCCCGGCAUGGCAGAUUUACCCAUUCACGGCACUUUCCCGCGUGGCAACCGUGAAAGAACGGAACAGCAGCAACGCGAUCUAUUCCGGGAACGCGAAGCGGGAAGGUAUCCCGAGAGAGCGGGAGAUGAUUCUAUCCACUCCAGCAUUCGUCAGCAACAACAACAACAGCAGGAUGCGAUGGAUAAUUACUAUAGCAACUACCGAAUGCAGGAGCAGCAGGAGCAACAACAGCAACAACAACAACAACAACAAGCAACAACAACAGCACAACAACAGCAGCAGCAGCAGCGUUACGUUCCUGGACGACAAGGCGGAACACUGGAACGACCUCAACAUCCCAAAAUUGGGGGCGGUAGUGGAGGUGGCGAAGGUAUGACGCAUCAAAUUGACUCAUACCAUCCCCCACCUCCUCUGCCCGUGACGGAACAGCCCAAGCCCGGAAUGUCAAACAUAAAUUCCUCCUCGACCACCUCCACCCACCAUUUCCAACACCCGUUCGACCGGUCGACCGGUUUCGGUCCUAAAACUUUGGAAUCUUUGGCAGAACGGGUCCAUCCAUUUUAUGGACUGUCGAUCGGCCCGCCCGGAAGUGGUCCCGGAUCUCUUGGUCAGCAUCAGACGGCUACCCUUGGACGAUCGUCGACCCUGGGCAGAUCUCACAGGGUCGUGGGAUCGGGCGGUCCAGGAUCCACCAUGUCCCUCAUGCGCGGUACCGGAAACCGAUUGACGCGCAGCGGAAGCGAUCAGAGGCUGCCCGUCGUCGAGCAGAGCAGCGGUACUGACACGUACGGCUAUGCAAGAGGGAAACUUGGACUUGCCGGAAGCGGAUCGAAUUAUGCCACAACCGGGCGAACGCAACAGCAGCCGGAUGCCGCAACCCGACUAGGUUUGACGCAUCGGCGCAGGACGUCUGUCGACUACGCCUCGGACACGGAGGCAUCCAUCCGGAGCUAUAGCCACUCCGCACGGAGAGGAUUCUCGGUGGAAGGGUCGUCGGGCAGCUGGAAAGCUCCCCCGCCCCUUUUGGGUUUGGGUAUCACGCCAACCACACCUACUGCCGGAGGAUUCCAGCCGACGCAGCCGGAUUCUAGGUCGAAUUCUCUCCCUCGUGAUCGAGGAGGAAGCGGUCCGACUGGUUCUAGCAGUCGCUUCCGGCGUGAAGUCCAUUUCGAACAAACGAGCACGUCGAUGACGAGGCCGUCUGUGUCAAGCAUGCUGGACAACACUGAUGACAGUGACGGCGCCGUUUCGGCGCCGGAAAUGACCGUUUCGCAGAAGCAGAAACAAUUGCAAAGGCUGAGCCAACAACAACAACACCUGCAACAGCAGCAAUUGCUUUACAGCCGAGGAAUCUUGCCCGGUGCGGCCGCACCGCUCUCUAGGCUGCCCGGUGGCGGGGGCAUCGGCAUGACGGGCAACUUCACCGCCGCCGAAUACAAGGCCUGGAUGCAACGAGCGCCGUCGACGAGCGCCAUCUAUGAACGGUUGCGGCAAAGCCGCGAUGCUAUCGAAGCCCACCGCAUGGCUAAAUUGACGUUCAGCGCCGAAAAUCUGGUGGAGAAAGCCAAACAGGAAAUACCAUACUACGCCUAUCGAUCGCACUUCACAGCGACGGCGAAUGCUGGAUUAUUAGACGAGAACGACCCGAUGGCUACGGCGUCAUCGCUUUUGAGUCAAGGAGGCAAAAGCCUUUUGCCUGGAAGGUCGGGCCCGAGUGGCCCAGUAGCGGAAUUGCAGCCGGAAACUGCCAGAGGAGGCAUUCCUCAACCUUCGCCUGCCAACCCAAACGCUGCAAGGCCCACCGAUCCCCGCUUCAAAUUAUUAGAAAUUAAUCCAGCCGAUUUCAUCAAAUAUCGAAGUGAAAGGCCGAAUGGAACGACACCUCCGGCUCAUCAAAUGGCCACGACCAAUGCAGGGGGGAUGACCACACCUACUGCUACUAGCGGAGGAGGACCAGGACCAGCGCCAGGUGGCGGAAGCGAAGAAGGUGUCAGCGGACUUCUAUGGAUUCACUUACUGGCCGGAAGAGGUCUACGCUCGACGUCGUCGCGAUUGGAACCCGUUCGUGACUUGUAUUGCGUGCUGGAAUGCGACCGGGCGCACAAAGCUCGGACAGUCAUCCGCUCGGGCGACAUAAACUUUGAUUGGGAUGAGACGUUCGAUUUGGAUCUGGUUGUCAACCGCGAGCUGGAUUUCCUAAUCUACUCGUGGGAUCCGCAGUUGAGGCACCGACUUUGCUUCAAGGGCUCGCUCCACUUGGUGCCUCUAGUCAGAGAAUCCACCAUUCACCAGGUGGCGUUGAAAGUAGAGCCUCGAGGUACUCUCUACCUGAAACUGCGUUACACGGAACCGAGGACGGCGUUCCGGCGAUCUCCGGCUGGCCGUAAAACUCCUCCGCCACUGUUUGGCGUCGAUCUGGAAUCGGUGGUGAAUCGUGAAGGAGGCAACAACGGUUCGGCGACAUCUAUGCUGACGGGUGGCAACGGUGGAGUGCCUAUCAUCGUCCAGAAAUGCGUCGAAGAAGUAGAACGACGCGGCAUGGACAUUGUCGGCCUUUACAGGCUCUGCGGUUCAGCAACCAAGAAACGAAUUUUACGUGAAGCCUUUGAGCGCAAUCCUCGACUUGUCGAUCUGUCACCUGACAGCGUUCCAGAUAUCAACGUCAUCACAGGAUUAUUGAAAGAAUAUCUGAGGGAGUUGCCGGAGCCUCUUUUGACUAAAUGCCUUUACCAGAUGCUGGUGGAUGCGUUAGCUGUUUGUCUUCCCGAUGAUCCGGAGGGCAAUGCCAAGCUGAUGUUCUCUAUUCUGGAGUGCCUGCCUAAAGGCAAUCGGACGACGCUGUUCCUAUUGAUGGACCACUUGUGUCUAGUAACGGCCCAAUCAGAUCGUAAUAAAAUGACUCCUCAAAACCUGGCCAUCUGUUUCGGACCGGUUCUGAUGCUACACUCGGAAGAUGGAUCGAAUCUAUCAUCCGCUUCCACGGGACUCGAUUUCCAAAAACCGAUUGGUGUUUUAAAAUAUUUGCUACAAAUUUGGCCGAUGAAGUCAGCUCGGGCAGUGGAAGCAGCGGCGACAGCCAGCUCGACGCUCCGACGCAUCCAGCAACAGCAGCUGCAGCUGCAGCAGCGAACAGCCUCGGUAGCAGCUCCACAGCAUCAGCAGCAGCAGCAGCAGCCGCAUCCGCAUCAGCAUCAGCCUCCUCAAGUGCCAUCGGUGGUCCCGUCGGAUCCACCAACCCCCUCCACUUCCUCCACAGCCUCCACCAGCAGCAGCAUCAUCAUCAACAACACUUCGGCAGCGGUGGCGUCAGUGGCACAAGUGGGUCCCACAAUCAAUUCGGUCCAUCUUCUAUCAACCGGCCAUCGGGUUGCUGAUCGCAGGCUAGACCUUCCGCCUUUGCCACCCAGGCCGGCUCCCAAGGUUUUGCAGUCAAGAGCCGUGGGUGGAGCAGGAGGAGCGAGAGGUAAUAGUCAAAACAGCAAUAGUGUGAAAUCGCCACGUGCCUCAGGUCCUCCAUCCGCAGACGCCAUCGCGCGGGGCGAAGCCGACGGCUCGCCUGCGCCUCUUUCUACCGAUUCAGCAGCCGGAGCUGGAUCGGAAACACCGUCGCUGACCUCGCCAACGUCGACCACAUCAACGACGACAUCUCUUAGUCCGGUUCAACAUCAGCAGCAACAGAUGUCCAGGGCGGAGGCGCAUCGCGGACGAACUGGCUUACCCCGCAAAGAUCUGGACAGCGAAGACGAGCUGGAGAGUAAUCGUCCCAUGAUGGGCGGGGCCAGAAUGCUCAGCCACAAAGACGAUCCGUCAGCCGGUGCUGGCUGUGUCACCGCCGAUGACACUGACCAGGGCGAAUCUGAUCUAGAGAGUCCGAAUUGACAUAGACAAAACAAUCUGAUCCAGCGGAAUAAGGCCUAAGAAAACAAAGACAAACGGACCAAUCAAUCAUCUAUUUCUACCCUUCCCUCCGUUUCACAGACACCCCCUCUCCCUACCCCUCUGCUCGCGUACAGAGGCGCACUGCAUAUAGGUUUGGCGUGUCAGUCUCAGGGCUGGUUCUGUUCAGUAUUCGUCACAGUCUUAAUCAAUGUUUUCCCGCUUUUGGUGUUUGAACGACUCAAAAAACCCAAUGGCGCCACACUGUCACCGCGUGUCAGUGACAGUGAAUGAUCACAGUAAUAAUCGAGUAUUUAUUUAGGUAUACACAGCAGAAUUCGAAUCAGAUGGAUCUGAAUUUUGAUAGUUGUUUGGUUUUUUCUUGCGUUUCCCAUUUGUUGACGUCAAUGUUUCUUCUCAUCAAUCAGCACGAAGCUUUUCUUGGACCGUCCCGUUUUCCUACCACUUUGUAUCCUGAUCGUUGUUUUCUACUUCCACUUCUACAUCUCUAUCAGUCAGACUUAAAAUGGAUUAGGUGUUGCAAUUUAAUAAUUCAUAUCGAAUCAUGAUUUUCUUUUUUCUUUCAUUUUCAUUGGAAAUUUUUCUAUGAAUUUCCUUAUUUAUUGGACAUUGUUUUCAAACUGCCAUUUUAUCACCAAGAAAAUCAAAUGGAUUUAUCGCUCCGAUUCAGUUGUUUCGCUGUCUGUGUUUCACGUCGUUUCGGACAUUAUGCAACCACUCACUGCCAGGUUCGUUCCUCUAUAUACUGUGCGGAAAAUGUUAUUUGAUCUCUAAACAAACAAAAAAUAAUAAUUAAAAAAUAAAUAAAUAAAUAAAAAUAAUACAAGAAAAAAAAUAAAAAGAGAAGGGAAGAAAGAUAGUAAGAAGGAAAAAAAAAAAUAUGUUGUUUCUCAACGGCGUGACUCUCACAAUGAAUCAUAUUUCUUAUUUUUCGUUACCUUCCAUACCGACUUAUCUAGCAGUAUUAGUUUUUACAUCAUAACAUUUCUUUCUGUUACAUUUUUUGAAGGAACAAAAAAUCCCGCUGAAACUGUGUGCCAUCUUUCUCCCUCGUGUUGAAAUUGACGUUUUAUCAAAAAAGAAAUUUAAAUGAUUGGAUUCUUUGUUUCUUUUCGAUGGAAGUAAGACACUUGAUUGAACUAGUAUGUGAAUAAUUGCCGAUUGCUGAUCUCAUUUUAUGACUGGUCUCACAAACAAAAAAUUGGUUUCUCGUGUCUGUUUUCUUUUCUGGUGGUUGGCGUCGGAGCCAAACCAACAGACGCUAUUUAUUUAAGAACUUUUUGUAAAUGAAAGAUGUGUCAGACUCGGAAGUUCUUUACAACCUGGUUUCACAUUAGGCCUGUUCAUUCUUUUUUAUUAUUUUUAUUUUAAGAAAAUUACUUGUCACGCAUUCGCACUUUAUGUGUUUGUUGAAUUGAUUGGGUUAUCGAAAUAGAAAGUACUGAUCUCGA
Messenger RNA from Daphnia magna, 7327 nucleotides. RefSeq names its product rho GTPase-activating protein 100F (gene RhoGAP100F). Gene Ontology annotation, molecular function: protein binding. The record is from RefSeq and is a predicted model, not a curated record. Gene Ontology annotation, biological process: signal transduction. NCBI's taxonomy places the organism in Eukaryota, Metazoa, Arthropoda, Branchiopoda, Diplostraca, Daphniidae.